Messenger RNA from Solea senegalensis (Senegalese sole), 2230 nucleotides. RefSeq names its product probable protein S-acyltransferase 23. Gene Ontology annotation, biological process: protein palmitoylation. NCBI's taxonomy places the organism in Eukaryota, Metazoa, Chordata, Actinopteri, Pleuronectiformes, Soleidae. The transcript has 10 exons. The record is from RefSeq and is a predicted model, not a curated record. The coding region runs from base 157 to 1836 and encodes 559 amino acids. Gene Ontology annotation, molecular function: protein binding; palmitoyltransferase activity. Gene Ontology annotation, cellular component: Golgi membrane.
GCGACAAUCAGUUUAGCACAGUGAAAGAUAGAUAGCCGUUACUUUGCAGCGAAAGAUGAUCCGCCACUCUAGGUGACAUAUGAUGAUGUUGUAGCGUUUCGUGAGUGCGGCUGAUUCAGUUUCUUCAAUCCUCCCUCUGUCACUUCUCUUAUCACAAUGUACCCGACACCGGCGUGCUCCUUCAGCGGUGGAGACAUAUUUGACUGUAUACAGAGAGGAACCAUUGAACAAUGUAUGCACUUCGUUGAAAAUGAUCGAUCGAUCCUCAGACAGAAAGGCUGGGGGGGUUUCAGCCCACUCCACUAUGCUGCCCUCCAUGGUAACCGUGUACUGGUUGACAAUUUCCUUAGUAACGGAGCUGACCCUAACCUGACAUGUGAUGCAGGACAGACAGCCUUUCAUUUUGCCUGCAGACAGGGAAAUGUCUUUAUCAUACACCAAAUGAUGCAGUAUGGAGCCGACUUACGCCUCAUAGACCUGCAAGAAAAGACGUCACUUCAUCACGCAGUCACCGGAGGCAACAUUAUUGCAGUGCAUUAUCUGUGGGAGACAGGAAUGUUCCGGUUCUCGGACACAGACAUGUACCUUGUGACGCCUCUACACCUGGCUGCAUCGACAGGCAACACAGAAGUGGUCUGGUAUUUGCUAAAAGAGCGGAGAUGCAGUGUGGAAGCAGUUGACCAGCAGGGGGCGACGGCGCUUCACGUUGCAGCAGAGAGGGGUGGAAUAGAGGUGUGCUGGGCACUGCUGCAGAGAGGAGGAUGCAGGAUGCUACAUUUGAAGGACCACAGCGGCCUCACACCUCUGGAUCUAAGCAGGCAGGGGAAAACAUUCAGACAUCAGCAACUCACCAAACUAUUGAGUCGGCACAUUAAAGACCCAAUACACAGCAGGCCAAGAGAGUCUCGUGUUUUAUAUUACUGGACACUGUUUUUUCCGACUCUGAGUGGAUCUGCCAUCCUGCUCAUAGCAGCCAUGUUGGGAGGUUAUGGGGGUCUAAUCUGCUGCUUACUCUUCCCAUGGCUGGCCAGAAGCAUCUUCUCACAGUACCACCGCAUGACCACCUACCAAAGGUUACCCAACCCAGUCUACCUGGGAACCCUCAUCGCUGGCAUGUCCCAUUCCCUGCUUUGUUUCUAUGGAAAAGUUAUGCCAAGUGUGUGGCCAAACAGUCCCCUGGCACAGGUGUUAACAGUCCACUUCAUUCUAGUCCUGGGUCUUCUGUGUAAGAUGUUGACACAGGACCCCGGGACACUGGACAUAGCAAACGCAGAUCCUCGAUUCUCCUGUAUUGCUGACCUGGUGGAGAACAACCAGAGUCCUCAGAGGUUCUGUCCAUACUGUGAGUUGUUCCAGCCGGACUACACCAAACACUGCAAGCUGUGUGAAGUGUGCAUUAAAGACUAUGACCAUCACUGCCUUUUCCUGAACCGCUGCGUCGGCCGGGGGAACCACCGCCUCUUCCUCCUCUUCAUCCUCUCCAUGUUGACAGCUCAUCUCUUUUUCGCUGCGUCAGCAGUAAGCUACUUGUACAACAAGAUGCCCUCAGGCGAUCAUGGAUUGUCAUCGUUGCUCGCACUGUUAGGGGAGGAGUUCUGGGUUGCGGCCCUCCUGAUUAUGAACGCCAUGACGCUUUUGUGGGAGGUGUGGCUUCUGACGGAGCAGUUUAACGCCAUCGCCACAGGAACGACGACCUACUUCAGGCAGUGUGAAAGCUCAGCUCGACAGCGCACACUUGGACAACGUUGGUCUGUAAUACUGUCUUUUCUGCUGGAAGGUCAAAGACGAGUGGGCAGUGGACAAACGGCAGAGGACAAAUCUGCCAUAGACAUUUAAAAUUGUGAAUUUGUUUUAUCCUUACACACUACUCAGUGUAGAUUCUGUGGUACAAACAUUGUGAUGAUGUUCCCUUUAGAUUCAGAUUCAGUAACUUUUGUAAUGCCACAUAAUGUGUUUUAAUUUAAUAUAAAAUCUUGUUACAAGUAGCAGGGUGUAUGUCUGUGACUAUGUAACUAGCAGGAUAACUAAUUCAUAAUAGUAACUAGCAAUAGGUUGCUCAUUUAUCUAGAUUUUAGAGACAGUUUUUGAUUAAACUUGUGGAUAGCACUUUCCUGAAUAUUUCCAAAACUGUGUUUUUUUUGAUGUUGACAGUGUACACAUUUACAACUUGUGUUUUUUAACAUCACUGUGGAAUGUUGCUUCAAAUAAAUGCACUAAAGCAUACUAUAAA